AUGUCUCAUCGCAGUUCUUCGGGGUCCCCGAAAGCGGCCCGACAGCAGCCGGUCACGGAAGACUCCAUCAAGUUCUUUGAGCACCAUUUGGAGCGGCGACAUGUUGCCAAACGAGCGUGCUUAGCCUGUCGAGAGAAGAAAAUUAAAUGUGAUGGCGAAUUGAAGUCUGACGAGUCGGGCAACAAAAGCUACGGCAAGUGUUCCAAUUGCACCGCUUCGGGCACCGAGUGCGUGUUUGUGCCCAGCAAGAGAGGUGGCCGCAGGAGGAAGAACAUCUCCGUCGACUCGACCACGACUCAAUCUCACGGCUACUCGUCGUUCGCAAACGACCAGUCGCUGAAACGCCAACACUUCGAUCCGGAGCGACGAUUCGACACAGAGAGCACUCCCAGCAUGUUCGCUUCCGACGCCGAAGAAUCUUUCCGACCCGCUCACCACCAGCCUCCGCCGGGUAAGUUUGGCUCCAAGUACCUGCCACCUCCGUUUGCGAGAUACGACGAUCCGGGCAAGUGGGCUGGCUCAAAAGAGUCGCGCUGCGGCAAAUACCCGUCCAAGGAGAUGCCCUACUCGGAGCCCUACUUUUACUACGGGCAUCCUCCGGUUCCUCCACCGCCGGGUCCACAUCUUCCAGGCCACGGUCCGCCUUUGCUUCGGCCUCCUGGGCCUCUGUCUCUUCCUCCGCCGCCUCCAGGAGCAUUCUCUCCGUACCAUCCUCCGUUCCAUCGCAUGCACCGCCACCAUCACCAUCACCAUCGCCAUCUGCGUCACCAUCAUUCAGAUCCGUAUUUCGACCCUCACAGGGUUCCUUACGGGUUCUAUCCGCCUCCUUCGCCCGGAAGACGGUCGCCGUUGUCGUAUUCGGAUAGCGACAGCCGUGUUUCAGGAUCUGCAGCAGAGGAACAGACAGGAAAGAGCACGUUGCUACCACCUUUGAACCACGCCGUUGGACAGGAUAGCGUGGACGAAAAUUCGGGGAAUACAGAGGACUGGGUCAAUUUGCAGAAACAGAUACAGGGCCAGUAUCCUCCUGAGGAUCAAAUGUCUAUCGCAAGCCUUGCUACGACCUCUCGUGACCAAACACCGAAAAACCAGAAAUUCACAAAGUCUGAGCUCGAGAAAUAUGGACUGCCGUCGUGGGACGUCAUAUGCACAGUGGUACAGCUGUUUUACAAGUACAUCCAUUUGUCGUACCAGGUGCUGCCUAACUUGAACGAGUUUUUGGGGAGAUUUUAUUUGACAGACGAAAAUGUUGCGAUACUGAGUGCGAUUUUCGAGAUGACUGUCCGAUAUAUUAGCCCGAACGAGGUGGAGGACAAGAAGUUUCUUGACGAGGGUUACUGGCUACAGAAUUGCUCCAAAUAUCGGCACUGCCUGUCAGUAGAAGCAGAGCUGUUGAUUUUGACCAUGACCUGCACCUUUGGCGAGGAUGACCAAUUGCAUCGCUGCUACCGUCUGAUAAGGAGCUCUGGAUAUCUCGAUGUGCUAAAACGGAAGUCACAAGCGGACUACAACGAGAUGCUUGACAUUUCAACAGGCCGCCAGCUAAAGGACCGCGAACUGCUUAUCCGCUGCGUGUGGAACGUGUACAAGUUCCAGACAUACCGACGGGCCAACUAUGGCUAUCCUUACCAUAAGCAUGGAUUUUUCAAGCUGCCUGAGCAACUGGAGCUACCUUUGGACGAUAUGGUGUACUAUAAAGGGUCGGCUUCUUUGGAGUCUUUCAAAUCUGCGUUCAAAAAAGUCCAUUGCUCAGAUAGUGUCAAUUUGAACCAUCCGGGAAGGGACGAAAUGCCCAACUCGAUGAUGCUGAUUUUAUCUUGUCAUUAUAUGGACGAAGUGAUGGACAAUGUUGCCGAAAAUGCGCUUUUGACAGAAAACGUCAUCAAGCUGGACUCGCAAUUGCAGAAGAUGGCAUCGCUUCCUAGUUUUUGUCCUUACACUAUAGAAAACAACCGUCUGCUGAUCGACGCCAACGUCCUGCUGUCCUGUUUCGUGAACAAGCUCUCCCUUAUCAUCCUGCACUCCUCGCUUUGCUGGUCACUGCUUCCCCUGCGUCCAAAGGACUCGACACAGUGUCCCAAUCCCCUUGCCCUAAUGAAUGACUUUCCUAUUCCGUUCCCAGACGCCUCUGAACUGGUUUCUCCGACGGACUUUCGGCAGUGGAAAUCUUUUGUCACUUGCCUGCGGGCUGCCUGCGAUAUCGCCUCCUUGGUGCAGCUGGGUGAAGGCAUAUGCACAGAGUCGCUUCGGAUGGACACAAUGUUCCCUGUAAGCGUGGGUCCAUGUUCUGCGAACGCAGAAGAGGAAUGUUUCAGCACGGAUCAGUCGCUAGUGGCCAAGUCCACGGUGCAACCAACAACGGAGCCAUGGGUGCAGUACCCAUCGUUCUGUUCGGUCGGAGUGUGCAACUCUGUCCCGAUACUGGGAUCUGCACUGCUUUUCCUUCGCCAACACCAAUUCCAUGUUGAAAAGAUACAAGAACGGUACGCGGCAUCUGUACUGCAUGGAACCGAAACACUUGCCGAUUGGGACGUAGAUGCCGAGAGCGCAGAGUUCAUCUCGGAAAAGUUGCGCGACAACUACCUCACCAACAAGCUUCGCCUAUUCAGCAAGUACCUUUCUGCUGUUGGGAAAUUCAGAAGCGGUGUUCGUCUGGCGGGAGCAAUUACCGACAAGCUGAUAAGCCGUUUAUCCACUACCUAA
This is a messenger RNA of Ogataea haglerorum, 2703 nucleotides long. RefSeq lists its product as uncharacterized. The record is from RefSeq and is a predicted model, not a curated record. Gene Ontology annotation, molecular function: DNA-binding transcription factor activity, RNA polymerase II-specific; zinc ion binding. Bases 1 to 2703 code for a protein of 900 amino acids. Gene Ontology annotation, biological process: regulation of DNA-templated transcription. NCBI's taxonomy places the organism in Eukaryota, Fungi, Ascomycota, Pichiomycetes, Pichiales, Pichiaceae. The transcript has a single exon.